Molecule: messenger RNA, 3112 nt
Organism: Gorilla gorilla gorilla (western lowland gorilla)
Lineage: Eukaryota; Metazoa; Chordata; Mammalia; Primates; Hominidae
Gene: AIG1
Product: androgen induced 1
Exons: 6
Coding region: 105-800 (231 amino acids)
Cellular component (GO): endomembrane system; membrane
Source: RefSeq, a predicted model, not a curated record
CCCGCGCCCGCGCCCGGGUUCCCACGGCGCCCGCCCCCGCGCGCCCGGCGCCUCCCUCACGCCCGCCCUCCUCGCCGCCCAGCCGGUCCAGGCCUCUGGCGAACAUGGCGCUUGUCCCCUGCCAGGUGCUGCGGAUGGCAAUCCUGCUGUCCUACUGCUCUAUCCUGUGUAACUACAAAGCCAUCGAAAUGCCCUCACACCAGACCUACGGAGGCAGCUGGAAAUUCCUGACGUUCAUUGAUCUGGUUAUCCAGGCUGUCUUUUUUGGCAUCUGUGUGCUGACUGAUCUUUCCAGUCUUCUGACUCGAGGAAGUGGGAACCAGGAGCAAGAGAGGCAGCUCAAGAAGCUCAUCUCUCUCCGGGACUGGAUGUUAGCUGUGUUGGCCUUUCCUGUUGGGGUUUUUGUUGUAGCAGUGUUCUGGAUCAUUUAUGCCUAUGACAGAGAGAUGAUAUACCCGAAGCUGCUGGAUAAUUUUAUCCCAGGGUGGCUGAAUCACGGAAUGCACACGACGGUUCUGCCCUUUAUAUUAAUCGAGAUGAGGACAUCGCACCAUCAGUAUCCCAGCAGGAGCAGCGGACUCACCGCCAUAUGUACCUUCUCUGUUGGCUAUAUAUUAUGGGUGUGCUGGGUGCAUCAUGUAACUGGCAUGUGGGUGUACCCUUUCCUGGAACACAUUGGCCCAGGAGCCAGAAUCGUCUUCUUUGGGUCUACAACCAUCUUAAUGAACUUCCUGUACCUGCUGGGAGAAGUUCUGAACAACUAUAUCUGGGAUACACAGAAAACUGCCAAACUAAAGUAGGUGGGAAGCCAUUUUCCCUCUCUAGGUCAAUGAAUACCCCCCCGUUCUCCACCCGCGCUUUUGAAGAUUCCAGCACUGCUGCCAAGUCAACCCAUCUGCAGGAGAACGCUUUGGAAAAAACAGACUUUAAAAAGAAAAGCAAACUGCUCUUAGCCCCUGAUAGCUUCUCCACAGGAGAGGGAAUAUGGACAGAGCUGAGGUUCAAGACACAUGUGCUGUUUGAGCUGAAUCUGUGCUGUUUUCUUCUUUCCGUGGUUACCCAACAACGAAGGCGUGUUGUACCUUCUUGCCUUCAAACCUGUUCCUCCUCCCGUCAGAUGUCCCUACUCCUCAAUUUGAAGUUUUCCUUCAUAGGAUUUCUGAGGACUUUGGAAAAAGUGCUCCAGAUCUCUGCCGGUUCCUUAGCCAUGAAAACCAAACAUAAAAGAUCAUCUGGGGACAUUCGUUCAGAGCACGUUACCCACAUUCCACCACCACUACUCUGACAGCACAAAACAUAUACCAGGAGCUGGGGUUAUGUGGUGGGGGAGUCCUUUCUAUUGUAAGCCCUAAUAUUAUGACCCUCUGGGGUUAAAUUUUGUAAUUUUCAUAUUGUGGAGUCCCAUAUUUUGUUCUACUGCUUUCCACUAGUCCAGGCUUCUGAGGUCUUCUCUGUGUUCAUUGCUUAUUAAUUUUAUUCAACAAAGAUUAAUUGAGCUCCUGCAAUGAGACACACACACUAUGUUAGGUGCUGGGGAACAAAAUAGGGAAGGGCCCUACCCUCAGAAAGCUUGCAAUUUAUGAAAGAAUACUAACAAAACCUGCAAAGUGGUAUUUUAAGUUAUUUUGUUUCAUUUUUGCUAUUGAAACAAAGAAACUGAGAAUUUGGUAUGAUUCAAAAAAUGUUUAGGUACAAGAAAAAGAAAAAAGCAAGAAGCACUUGCCAGAUUUAACUAUAAUUCCUAAAAAUGAUGAACAUUUGCAUCUUCAGGAACAUGAAACAUCAUCGACUAUUCUCUACAGACAAUAGGCAGAGGUUCUUACUGGUCCAGUACAUACAAGUCCUUCAGGAAGAAAAACAUGAUUCUACCAGGAUUGGGUUGAAUAGAGAGAGAAUUGCAGUUUAAGAUUCAUGAGUAUGGAAAUAAACAGCUCUUAUGGCUAAUAAACUCUCUAUGAACUUUAAAAAGAAAACAAGAAAAAAAAAAAGCAUGGCUUUUUAAAAUCCAAAGUCCUUGCCUUAGGAAGAGACAGGACUAAAGUAAAAAUAAAUGAAGUCUGUUUGAAACUCAUGAGUUGCACACCUCAUGUUGCCAGAAGCUGGUUUAAAAAGCAGUCUAGCUGGGAUUUCCAUGCAAACUCAGCAAGUCAUGAAUCAACUUGAAGCCUUGUCUCCCAGAGGCCAUAGGAGCUGGGUGUGUCCCAGAGAUGCUGUGUCCUGAUUCUGUGGAAAGGGUGGGGAAGAGAGGUCACUGAGGAUGUUUCUGGAGAAAGUUGUGCAUGGCUUUCCUUCUUAGCUAGGAGGGAAUAGGGGGUGUGUCAGGAGGGUGAAUGGGAGAAGUGAGGGCAGAUGAGUGGAUGUGUGAGUAGUGUUAGCAAACCAGAUUAAACAAACUGCUUGUGGUUUAAUCUGAUGCUCAAAUAAAACACUUUGCCUGUAUUUCUAGGUAUGGAAGAAGAGAAAGAAAAGCCUAAAUUGGAAUGAGAUCCAAGUCUAAACGCAAGAGCUAGAUUGAGCCGCCAUUGAAGACUCCUUCCCCUCGGGCAUUGGCAGUGGGGGAGAAAAGGCUUCAAAGGAACUUGGUGGCAUCAGCACCCCCCUCCCCCAAUGAGGACACCUUUUAUAUAUAAAUAUGUAUAAACAUAGAAUACAGUUGUUUCCAAAAGAACUCACCCUCACUGUGUGUUAAAGAAUUCUUCCCAAAGUCAUUAUUGAUAAUAACAUUUUUUCCUUUUCUAGUUUUAAAACCAGAAUUGGACCUUGGAUUUUUAUUUUGGCAAUUGUAACUCCAUCUAAUCAAGAAAGAAUAAAAGUUUAUUGCACUUCUUUUUGAGAACUAUGUUAAAGUCAAAGGGGCAGAUAUAGAGUAAGGCUUUUGUGUAUUUAAUCCUAAAGGUGGCUGUAAUCAUGAACCUAGGCCACCAUGGGAACCUGAGAGGGAAGGGGACAGAUGUUUGUCAUUGCAUAAUGUCACAGUUGCCUCAAAUGAGCACCAUUUGUAAUAAUGAUGUCAAUUUCAUGAAAAGCCUGAGUGUAUUGCAUCUCUUGAUUUAAUCAUGUGAAACUUUUCCUAGAUGCAAAUGCUGACUAAUAAAGACAAAGCCACCCUGAA